GUUUCCCCACGUGGAUGUUUUCUAUCGUUACCAAAUGGAAGUCGAGGAGGAAAAACCGCAGAUCAUUGCGGAGAACCCCAACGAGACCGUGAUCCGCGAACGAAAUGCGGAGAUCGUUUCCGGCGGCAAUGUUUUUUACAAUCCUGUCCAGGAAUUUAAUCGAGAUCUGAGCAUCGCGGUUCUGAAUGUUUACUUUCGGAGAUUAGCAAAGGAAAGGAUCGAAAAAGCGAUCAAAAAGCAGCGGAGGAAGGUGAAAGAGGAGGAAGAAGGGAAACCCUCUCCCGUCCCCGAGGAUCAAUCCGUUUACGUGGCAGGUACUCGCUAUGAGGAUGGACUUCGGAUCCUCGAGGCCCUCGCAGCCACCGGCUUGCGCAGCAUCCGCUACGCCCAGGAAAUCGCCGGAGUACGCCAGAUUGUGGCCAACGACCUUUCCCGCCAGGCGGUGGCCUCUAUCAACACGAAUAUCCGACACAACAAAGUGGAGGAGCUGAUCGAGCCCAGUCACUCGGAUGCCAUGACCCUCAUGUAUCUUUCGACUCACCCCGAGAAGCGCUUCGAUGCUGUAGACCUCGAUCCGUACGGAUGUCCCAAUCGCUUCCUGGACGGGGCUAUGCAGUGCCUAGUAGACGGGGGUCUCCUGCUGGUGACAGCCACCGACAUGGCCGUGCUGGCCGGAAAUGCUCCGGAAGCAUGCUACGUAAAAUACGGGUCGGUGCCCCUGCGGAUGAAGUGCUGCCACGAGAUGGCAUUACGAAUCCUGCUCCACUGCAUCGAGAGCCAUGCCAACAGGCACGGCAAGUACAUUGAGCCGCUCCUGAGCAUCUCAGCGGACUUCUACGUCCGCAUAUUUGUACGAGUGUAUGUCGGACAGGCCCAGUGCAAGCUGUCGAUGAGUAAGCAGUCUUGGAUAUACCAGUGCACCGGUUGCGAGACCUUUACCCUUCAGCCAUUGGGCGCCACUAAGCCCAAUCCCACGGCGGGUAAUCCGCAGCAACUGAAAUUCGGGAUACCGACAGGUCCGGCGGUUAACUCGCAGUGCGAGCAUUGCGGUCACAGGCACCACCUCGGUGGACCCAUCUGGUCAGCUCCGAUUCACAACCCAGAGUUUGUCCAGGAUCUGUUGAAGACCGUGCAGGAAACGCCGUUGCAACCCCUGGGCACCCAAAGGAGGAUCGUUGGAGUGCUUUCCAUGGUACAAGAGGAACUGCAAGAUGUCCCACUUUACUAUACUCCGGACAAACUGUGCUGUGUGCUUAAGCUGGAGAUUGUACCCAUGCUGAAGUUCCGCUCUGCCAUCCUACAUGCAGGAUAUCGAGUCUCCUACUCACAUGCCUCGAAGAACUCGUUGAAAACCGAUGCCCCGCCAGCGGUGUUGUGGGACAUUCUGCGCAGCUGGAGCAAGAGGCAUCCGGUGAAUCCCGAGAGAAUGAUUCCUGGAACUCCCCUUCAGGUAAUACUUUCGAAGGAAGGCACCGCGGAAUACGAGUUUGAUGACCUUCACCCGGAGGCCAAUCCCAAAAGCCGCAAAUCAGCACUAUCGCGUUUCCAGGAGAAUCCAACACCUCAUUGGGGACCAGGCACCAGAGCCACAAUUAUGAUUGGCGAAAAUAAACUGCCCAAAAGCUACCGCAACCAGAACAAGAAGCAGCGUCACAAAGCUUCGCAACAGCAGCCCGAGGAGGACCAGAAGGAUGCCUCACAAGCGGUGGAGGAUGAUGCUGACACGAAGCACCCCGCCAAGCAGGCCAAGCUGGAGGCGACUGCGUGACAACUGCUUCUAUGUCACAAAUUUAUUGCCAAUAAUGUUUGUAAAACCCAAAA
Molecule: messenger RNA, 1821 nt
Organism: Drosophila subpulchrella
Lineage: Eukaryota; Metazoa; Arthropoda; Insecta; Diptera; Drosophilidae
Gene: Trm1
Product: probable tRNA (guanine(26)-N(2))-dimethyltransferase
Exons: 4
Coding region: 35-1768 (577 amino acids)
Biological process (GO): tRNA N2-guanine methylation
Cellular component (GO): nucleus
Molecular function (GO): RNA binding
Source: RefSeq, a predicted model, not a curated record